Messenger RNA from Olea europaea var. sylvestris, 2488 nucleotides. RefSeq lists its product as uncharacterized. The record is from RefSeq and is a predicted model, not a curated record. The transcript is spliced from 3 exons. Lineage: Eukaryota; Viridiplantae; Streptophyta; Magnoliopsida; Lamiales; Oleaceae. The coding region runs from base 1644 to 2390 and encodes 248 amino acids.
UUGGUUUCCACACUCGUAAAGGUGGUUACAUUGUGGUACCUGAAAAGUUGCCGAACUAUGUGGUACCAGAUUUGACUGACUUCAAGCUAAAACCUUACGUAUCUCAGUGCACUAGUGAAGUUGCAUCUACUGAGGCUGUGUGAUAUUAUGAGAAGAUUGCUCUUAGGGUAUCUUCAACCCUUUGCUCUGUUAGGAAGUCUUAUGCUUUAUUCUAUAAGUGAUUUAUGGAUUUUGUUGAAGAUCUUUGUGGAUAAAAAUGGUGUAAACUCAUUUCUAACAGAACUUGCUUUAAUCAGUAAUUAGGUACAGUCGAAAAGCUCUAAUUAUUGGUAGUAAUGAUAUUAACGUUGCAUUCAGUUUCUUUCUGUAUUAAGAAGCUAGAGGACUCUAUCUCGUAGUAAUCUUCUAUUUAUUUAGAGUAUGUUAGUUACAACUUUCACGCCUUUGGAGAUGAUAAAAUAAUGAUUUAAACUUGUUUUUCUUUAUUAAUAUUGCCUAGUAACAUUUUAAAUUUUGAUCAAUAAAUAGUUAUUUUACACAGAAGAUAUGUUGCCCACCUGUAUUUUAGACUUUUGCCACAUCACCAGUGGGCAGCAUAUCUCGUGUUUACUAUGGGCAAAAGAUCAGUUCUGUUAUUUUACAUUAGAACUCAUUUACUUAUAUUUAUACUUUUUAGCUUAGCCAAACAUGCUCCAAACAUUGACAUGGGAGAGGCGUACUUGGGCAUUGCAGAAGAUAAUUUUAAACUAGCCAAAAAAAUAAAAAAGACGUGUUCAUAGGGAGUCAAGUGGAAGAAUGUAAAGUUUAUCUAAUAUUUUUAUUAAUGGUUUAAUAAUUAUUUAAUCUAGUAAAUUCUUAUUUUAUCUGUUUAGUUAAAAAGUAUAUCACAAUGAAAGUAGUUAAUUACUAUUAGAUUUUAUCAACCAUAAGAAAGUUACUAGAUUUAUUUAGAAGUUACAAAUCGAACUAAUGUUUAUGGCAAUAACAAAAGGAAAAGGGAGAACUAUGGAUAUGGCAAUGACAAGCUUUGAAAUGGGUGAUUUCUUGGAUCAGCUAGAUUCAAGAGGCAAGUUUUGCUAGGCUUGAAUUGUUAGCAAUGUGACUAGACCUCAAUUGGCACGAUUGGUUCAACCAGUGAAGUUGGGAACUGGGCAUGAAAACCGGUCCAAAAUUCGUCGACCUCUGAUCAUCCUUUUUCUUUUUCCAGUCAUUUUUUAAAACAUUGCCUGUUCUAUUCUUUUUGAGUAAAGUAUCGAAAAUCAAAACAUAAUAAUUAAAAAUUUUUAGGUUCUAUGGCCUGCUUCCUAGCCAAGCCUAAUCCGGCCUUCUCAAUAGUUGUGUUAACCCUCAUUUUCUAGACAAUGCUACCUAACUCGGUUCACAUUUCUAUAAACGAAAAAAUAAAAUAUUUGUCAUUCGCAAUUUGAGAGGUUAAGUUAGAGUGUCAGUAUAAUAUCAAGCGACUUGACAAGAUUUAGGCUAACCCAAGCAUGUCCGACAGGCUAUAACCGGAGGCAAUGUGGACCUAGCAUGAGCUGUCUCGACCCAAAAGUGAGCUAAUACGGACCAUUUCAAUACUGGGCUAGGUCCUAUUUCCUCUUCUAUGUUAACUUGAUUAAAUGCAAAGUACAAUACAUUAACAAAUGGGUUGGUGUAUGAUUCAGACAAACAAAAGCAGUUCCCCAGGCAUGUCCAUGAUGUGUCCACAGCUCUUCACCAUGUGUCAAUUUACAUGCUUAUGCCACCCCCACCCACCUCGCCACGUGUGUACUUCACAUUCAUUCACUCUCUUUUAUAUGCAUAUUUUAAAACCCUUUGGCUUCACUCAAAAGCAAAGCCUGCCCAAAAGCUUGCACUUAGCCAUGGAAGAAGCAAAUUUGAAAAAAAGUGAUUAUGCAAAGAAAAAAAGCAUCAGGAGGAGGUCUCAGUCCUACACAAGAAAAUCAGCUCAUCUGAACCGGUUGAUUGACAUGGCUGAAGCUAGAAGAGAAAUAGUGAAUGCUCUACAUCUUCACAGAUUAUCUUCUUCAUCAACUCCUGGAACUGCAGGGAACAGUUCUUGGACUUCGCAGAACAGUUAUCAGUUGAUGGAGUCUAUGCCACUUCCUGAACCAACCUGGUCUACAACACCACCUACAGUGGUGUGUGCUCCGGUUCCUUCAGUGGAAGUUCUUGACUUUGAUUGGCCUGAAAAUAUGUGUUCUUCUUACACUUGGUGGAUAGGGUUUUUGAAUUCUUUGGAUUGUAAAGGAAAUAGUGAAUUAAUGGUGGAAAAUUCACUGGGGAAAGAUGAUUUGAAUGUCGAAAAACCAUAUUUGGAUGUAAAUGAUGAUGAGAGCCCAUUUCUUGAUGAGUGGUUGAUUUUUCCUGCCGCCGAGGAUCAAGUGUAAAAUCGUUUAAGGUUGUGUCCGAAUUUGCGUAUUCGAUUGGACAAUAUAAUGAACAAAAUUUUCGAUGUAAAAUAACAAGUGCAAGUUGAUUUGAUCUA